UUUUCUUUUUUCUUUUUUUGAUAUUUUUCAGGGUAUUUUCUUUCUCAUACGGAUUUGGCCAUCGUGUAUAGGCUUUCCUUUCUAGAAAUUUCGAAUUUGUUCCUUUUUUUAUUUGUUAAUUUAGUUGUUUGAAAAAUUUAAUUUAAAAUUUUGUAUUUUUUUUUGUAAUUUUAUUUAAUUUGUGAUUAUCAUCAUCAUCAUCAUCAUUUGAAUUAAAAUGUCGAUUCCAGAAUUGAACGAUGAGCAACAGAAAUCAUCGAAUGAACAUGGUGAUUCUGUAACCACCACUCAUACAACACCAAUUACAAAUGGUCAUUGUAUGGUAGUUGAUUCGAAUAAUAAUCAUCAAAAACCGGAUGAAAUUUUUCUUUUUUCAUCCGAAUCGGUUGGUGAAGGACAUCCAGAUAAAAUGUGUGAUCAAAUUAGUGAUGCUGUAUUGAGUGCAUUUUUGCGAUUAGAUCCAAAUGCAAAAGUUGCCUGUGAAACAAUUACAAAAACCGGAAUGAUAAUGGUUUUUGGUGAAAUAUCAUCAUCAUCACAUAUUGAUUAUCAAGAUGUUGUCAGACAAACAGUAAAACGUAUUGGUUAUGAUUCAAGUGAAAAAGGUUUUGAUUAUAAAACCUGUAAUGUAUUGGUUGCUAUUGAACAACAAUCAUCGGAAAUUGCAUCUGGUGUACAUCAUAAACGUUCGGAUGAAGAUAUUGGUGCCGGUGAUCAAGGUAUAAUGUUUGGUUAUGCAACAGAUGAAACUGAAGAAUGUAUGCCAUUGACUGUUGUACUUGCACAUAAAAUCAAUGCAAAAUUGGCCGAAUUACGACGAUCAGGUGAUUUAUGGUGGGCACGACCAGAUUCAAAAUCACAAAUAACAUGUGAAUAUCAUGUUAUUAAUGGUCGUACAAUACCGACACGUGUUCAUACGGUUGUUGUAUCGACACAACAUUCGGAAAAAAUAUCAAUUGAUGAAUUACGUCGUGAAGUAAAGGAUAAAGUAAUCAAAGCUGUUAUACCGGAAUGGUUAUUGGAUGAAAAAACACGUUAUUAUAUUAAUCCAUGUGGUAGUUUUGUACUUGGUGGUCCAUUUAGUGAUGCCGGUCUUACUGGUCGUAAAAUUAUUGUCGAUACAUAUGGUGGAUGGGGUGCACAUGGUGGUGGUGCAUUUAGUGGUAAAGAUCCAUCAAAAGUUGAUCGUUCGGCUGCUUAUGCUGCCAGAUGGGUAGCUAAAAGUUUAGUUAAAGCUGGUCUUUGUAGCCGAUGUUUGGUUCAGAUUUCAUAUGCAAUCGGUGUUGCUCAACCAAUUUCAAUUACAAUAAUGGAUUAUGGAACCGGAACAAAAUCAACAAAAGAAUUAUUACAAAUUGUUAAAAAUAAUUUUGAUCUUCGUCCCGGUAUGAUAAUCAAAGAAUUGAAUUUACAUGCACCAAUCUAUGAUCAAAUCGGUGCAUAUGGACAUUUUGGUCGUGAUGAAUUUUCAUGGGAACAGCCAAAAAAAUUGGUUUUCUGAUAUCAAAUGAUUCGAAUAAUGAUGAUGAUGAGGAUACUAUUAUCAAUCAUUUUCUAUAUUAACAAU
This is a messenger RNA of Dermatophagoides pteronyssinus (European house dust mite), 1567 nucleotides long. RefSeq names its product S-adenosylmethionine synthase-like. Gene Ontology annotation, biological process: S-adenosylmethionine biosynthetic process. The record is from RefSeq and is a predicted model, not a curated record. Lineage: Eukaryota; Metazoa; Arthropoda; Arachnida; Sarcoptiformes; Pyroglyphidae. Gene Ontology annotation, molecular function: ATP binding; methionine adenosyltransferase activity.